AACACAGUUAUGUCACCCCGUACCCUCGUUAUUGAAAUUAUGUGGAAAGCGCCCACGUAUAAUUUAAAUAACCCAGUGUGUUGGUACAUCUACUUCUUUUCAUACUGUUAUUUAUUUUAGAAAAAUGUUUAUAAAUCAAAUAUUCUUUAAGGCCGCCGAUAACUUUAAAACUUAUGUCAACAAUCUCAAAUUUGAUUUAAUUUGCCGCUUUAUGCAAAUGAAAUCUGAAUUGACAGAUAAAUCACCUAGGUACAUUGUCUUCUAUGUGUGUCAUAUCUAUUUAACUUCCUGUUCUUGUGAAAAAGAUAACAAGAUUUAACCUGUUUUACUUUUGGCUCAAUAUUGCUGAAUAACAUUGAUGAGGUUUGGAUUUGAUUUUGAAAACGUGAGUUAUGUAAACUUGUAUUAUGGAGUACAUGAAUCCAGACCUUGUAUGAAAGUUAAAAAAACAUGGCAACUGGUGGGACGUCAAUUUACAAAGGAUCUGACCUGAUUCAUGACUACAGUUGUUCCAAGUGCGAGGAAAAUGACUUUAACACUGAAGCCCAGCACUUCUGUCCAGUGUGUGAACACUAUCUGUGUGACAAGUGUGUAGGGCUACAUAAUGGCUACCAUACCAAGCACUCUGUAUAUGGCCGUGGUGAUAUUGAGAAGUGGGUGGGGUCAUCAAUUGACAGAUGUGACCAACAUGGCAAAGAGCUGGAGGUCCACUCAAACUCCGCGCAGUGUUACUUCCCUUGCAGUACAGUAAUCACUGCCACCACAAGAUUUUCAUCCAAAAUUGGAUGAAAACUUUUAAUGGCAUUUUUUUUAAUCAUAUAUAUUUAUUCUUAUAUCCUUUCUUAAAUAAUUACUUUACGCCAGUUGAUAGGCAUAAUAUGUUUUAUAAAAAAAUAACAAUUAAAAAAACAUUCGGAAAUGUUCGGUCUUUUUUCAAAUUGAAAGUAGGAUUUACAAAUUACAAUAUCAACAUGGAUGUGUUGUUAGCUAUUCAGACAUGUAUCGAACGUUUUGCAUUUUUUCCUUUUAUGGAAUAAAAUCGUUUAUUUUCUAAACAAAUGAAACAUGUUGCUGGAAUUUCUUUUAAAGGUGUUCCGUCCAUUUUGUAAAUUGCAAUCACGUGCCGUUUCUAUCAUCACGUGAUAUUUGUGAAGGCAGUGAUUACUGUACUGCAAGGGAAGUAACACUGCGCGGAGUUUGGAGGUCCACUGUGAUGAUCACCAGGAACUUUGCUGCAGUGUCUGUGUAGCACUCAACCACAGACUGUGCAACAGCAUCAGUUACCUCCGUGACCUUGCAAAAGGCUUCCACAAGAAGACAGAGUUCAAGCAGCUGUCAGCAGCGGUGGACAAAAUGAGGAGCAGGCUGGAUGAGCUAAAGAAGGCAGGGACAAAAUACCAGUAUGAACUUAAGAACUCGUAUAGGAUGGCUAUAGCUGAAAUAAAGGCUCUUCGGAAGGAAAUAGAUUCAAUUCUUAAUCAGCUUGAGAAGGCAACAAUAGAACAAGUAGAAAACAUGAUUGGUGAUUUGGAAAACGAUUUUAAAGACGAUGUUGAAAAAUAUAUGAAGAUAAAUGAUCAACUGAAAAACCUAAUGGAAAAGAUCAAUCAGUUGGUUGGAAAACGCAAGGAGACAACCUCCUACAUUGGAUACAGAAAAUGUACAGUUAAAUUAACCCAGGCUAAUGAUCUGGUCGGUGAAAUACAGAGAAGACCGAAGAGAGAGAUACAGUUUGUAUCGGACAAAACCAUUGAAUCGUUCCUGGAAAGUCUGAAAACAUUGGGGUUGAUUGAGAGAAAAUGUUCCAAAGCACACAAAGAUUGUCUGUAUCAGGUUGUAAGAUCAAAGCAAUUUAAUGUUAAAAUUCAAGAAGAUAAAGAGUUAUGCAGCAUAUCUGGGGUAUGUGAGUUACCAAGUGGACACAUAGUCAUCUCAGAUGGUGCUAACCCCAAGGUGAAGCUUCUGAACAGUGAAUUUCAAGUCAUUAAUCAUUGUGAUCUUCAUGUUCCUACAUGUUUCGUAUGUCAUAUUGCAGCCAAUGAGGUAGCUGUAGCAUUUGGAGAAGCUGAUAAUGAUGGUGAAUACAAAGAUACCAUACAAUUUAUUAAAGUCACGGGAGGAAGACUGCAGAAAGUGAGAAAGUUCUCUACAGACCAUGCGAGCGGCUAUAUCGCUCACCACCAGGGCAACCUGUAUGUGACCUCCGGGACAGCACUGUAUCAGUACACAAUUGAUGGAAAACUUGUUAAGAAGCUCCAUGAAGACAAAACUGGUCAAUUACCAGUCUUUCAAUGUGCUGUGUGUCCUGAUGGCGAGAUAAUAUAUGUUAUAAACUUUGAUGGAAGUAAAUUGAUUUCACUAGAUCAAUCCGGCCAAAUGUUAUUCGUAUUUGAAGAUCCUGAAUUAGUAAGUCCGACUGGAGUGUGCGUCAGCCUGAGUAGCCAAGUGUUUGUGUGUAGUUCUAAUAACACUGUAAUACAGUUGGAUAGUGAGGGGACAAAGAAGUUGGGAACAGUGGCAAGGGAAGUUGAUGGCAUUAACAAUCCAUGGUCAAUUGGGUUUAUUGAGAGCACGUCUACCCUUAUUGUCGGUGGAAUGGAAAAUGAUAACAUUGUUGUUCUUCAGUUAGAGAAGAUAUGAGUAUGCGGAAUUAUUCAACUAUGAAAAACAUUCCAUGGUCGAUAGGGUUUAUUGAAGAAACACUAGCCUUGAACAAAACAAUGACAACUGUGUUGGUUUUCAGUUAAGAAAUAUAUGAGGAAAAAACUAACUGAUGACCAGUUGUGUGUGCGACAAAUAAAAGAUAGUGUAAUAUAUCUACUGAUAUUUAUUGGGAUCUUACUUCUUUUGGAGUAUGCCUAAAUAGCUUUAAAUGACAUUUGAUUGUAUAUUACCAGGAAAUUAUCAAAAAUUGUAGGUGACAUCUUUUUCGAAAUUACGAUGAUAUUUUAUUCCUGCCAUUGCGAGCAGAUAUUUGAUCUUGAUGUCCGAAAAGCCAAUGAUCUGCAACCUUGAAAGAUAUUUAAACUGAUAUUUUCACUGCUUCAAACAGUGAAAUAACAAGUUCUAUUUCAUGAUAAAUUCAUAUAAACCACCAUUUAUAUAUAAGACCAUAUACGUCAUUUAUUAUAUUGGAGAUAAUAUAAUGCAAUUCAAACUUUAGCAUUAAAAAAACAUUGAAUGGUCUCUUAUUGAUUAUUGAACGUGCAGUUAUAAGUUUAAUGAUUUAUACACCUACUCCUGUUGAUGUGUGAAAUAUCGGUUUUGGCUUCAAGUGGUGAAUAUCAAUAUUUUGUCAUUAUCAUCAUUUUAUGUGUAAUAUUACGACCGUCAUUAACAUGUUGGUUUGAAUGAAUGUCCUUGAGUUUUAUGUUGAAAUAUACUUCAGUCUUAAUCUUAACUUUCAAAUUUUGAUAUGUAUGAUUUGAUAUCGUCCAUGUAUGUACAUUGUAUCACAUGUUUCUAAACUAUAAGCUUCUGCUGUGUGUCGUAUUAUAUUUUCAUAUAAAUGAGUGUGUCAUUUUGAAUAUUUCACAUGAAUGUAAACUCAUCACAAGUAUAUACAAAUAAACCUCUUUAAACCAGAA
Mya arenaria is the source of this 3587-nucleotide messenger RNA. RefSeq lists its product as uncharacterized. The coding region runs from base 1354 to 2640 and encodes 428 amino acids. Gene Ontology annotation, biological process: protein polyubiquitination; proteasome-mediated ubiquitin-dependent protein catabolic process. NCBI's taxonomy places the organism in Eukaryota, Metazoa, Mollusca, Bivalvia, Myida, Myidae. Gene Ontology annotation, molecular function: ubiquitin protein ligase activity; protein binding. The record is from RefSeq and is a predicted model, not a curated record. The transcript is spliced from 2 exons.